Spodoptera exigua (beet armyworm) is the source of this 1317-nucleotide messenger RNA. The record is from the annotation of a GenBank genome assembly. Lineage: Eukaryota; Metazoa; Arthropoda; Insecta; Lepidoptera; Noctuidae.
CAAAUGUCAAAAUAAGUUUGAGGUUACUCAUGUGUUGUACUGAAGUGUGUUAUUUUUAAACAAUUUAAAAUGGAUAUUGUAAAUGAAAUAUUGGAAAAGGAACAGAAGAAAUCUGAGAAGUAUAAACCUAUUACUGUAGAAAAACAUUUGGAAGUAGAACUUGAUUUAGGCACAUUACUAGCUUUUGACACAAAUGAUUUGGACACAAAAUUAUUGCAAUCAAAUAAAGAUGAUUACUUGCAGUCAUUGACUCGUGACAACACACAGCUACUAUUAAACAAGAUAUGGGAGCUCCCUACAGAACGGGUUGAUGAGGCGAUAGUUGUUAAGUUACCUGAACCUAAAACAGUGCUGCCUAGGGCUAAACCCUGUCCUAAGCCAAAGCCUCUCACGAAAUGGCAAGAGUUUGCCAAGUCUAAAGGUAUUACUAAAAAGAAGAAGGAUAAAUUACAAUGGGAUGAACAGCUGCAGAAAUGGGUGCCUUUGUAUGGUUUCAAGAAAGCUGCUGCAGAGAAAGAGAAGAAUUGGUUAAUAGAAGUACCCCAGAACUUGGAUCCCAUGACAGAUAUGUUUGAGAAAAAAGCUUCAGAAAAAUCAGAGAAAGUUGCCAAGAAUGAAUUGCAGCGGCUGAAGAACAUUGCCCGAGCUAGGAAAGUAAAGAUACCUAGAGUCGGCCUUCCUGUUACUUCUGACAAAGCUUCUGCAUCACAGUUGGAUACAGCAGCAACAAUAGCAAAGGCAUCUACAGCAUCACUAGGAAAGUUCCAAGAUAAGCUGCCUAAAGAAAAAGAGCCUAGAGGCAAAGGAAUCCAUGAACUUAUCCCAGGCAAGGAAAGGAAACGCAAACUUCCUAUACCUACACCGGCACAAGAGAGGGAAAACAAUUUAAAUAUGCUUGAUAACAUUCUGAAUAAGAGGCCCAAGAUUGAUAUGGACAAAGCUGUAGCUAAACAUAUCCACGAUGAACAAGUGAACCGUUCUGAAGAAAAGAAGAAUUCAAAACCAGCUAAAGGAAAGCGCAACUUCAAAGCAAAGACCAAGGGCGGUAAUCCUACCAACUUCACAGCCAAGAAACCCAAAGCCGGUAAAGGCCAGAGAAAUCCAGCUAAAAAGGCUGGCGGUAGAAAGAGAAGAUAAGUGUUCUAUGUUAAAAAAAUGUGACAGACUAUUAUAGGCUUUCAAAUAUUUAAAGAACUUAUUGGGCAUAAGAAUCUUGUGUUUAAUAGUUUUCAUAACCAUAAUUUUGAUGGACAGCAUAUUCAUGUUUAUUCUUAUCUAUACUUAUAUGCUUGUUAAAACAUUUUUUUUAUAAACCAC